GCUACAAAAAAUACCGCAUAAUUUUGCUUCACUGUGAAAAUAUCAAUGUUUGUUUAUUUCAGGUUGGUAAAAUGGGUAGCGAGGGAAAAUACACAUUUUUCUGCGAUUACGGUUGAACUAUGUGACACAACAAUGAAACUACACAUGAUUUAGAUAAAUAUUAUGAUAAUUUAUCACCAAAAUGCUGUAGCACUUGUUAUGCGAGUCUUAUAUAUUUAAUAUUCACGAUUUAUUAAAACCCGGGCCAAAAGGAAACCGGAUACGGUAACCCGGGCCAGAUAUUAAAAUUCCGAAUAAAAUGAGGAUGUUAGCCAUCACGUGCACGAUCUCAUGAAACGUGACAUUGCACGGUUCUUAUCACUUGGAGGUGUCCUCAUAAGAACCAUCUUUUUAAUUUAAAUUUUAACCUAACUAUCAUUAAGUUACUUACGACGGCGUAUUCGUGCCAAUUUAACCUAGCAGAAAAAUAAAAAUAAUCGUUUCUACGAUUUAUUUAAUGGUAGAAACGAUGUAAAAAGUCGUUUCUACGAUUUAGUAAGUCGUUUCUACGAUUUAGAAAGUCGUUUCUACGAUUUUUAGGUUUCGGGUGACAUUGCAAUUGCUUGUCGUCUGUGAUCGUGCGUUAACAAUAUUGAACAUUUUUAACUUCUUGAUAAGUAUGAUCAUUCCAAUUCCUUUCAAAUUUGGUAUGAAGCAUCUUUGGGACAAAGGGGACAUAAAUGGUAAAUUUCAGGACUGGCCUUAAAGGCAGGGCAAAAACUGCCACAGAAUUGAAUAAUUUUCAACAAUCUUCUUCUCUACCACCACAUAUAUGUAAGAAAAACUAAAUGCAUAGUGAUGUAGAGCAGGAAGGCCUACCAAAAUUGCAAUUUUCAUGAUCCUCAAAUUUAACUUAAAAUUUAACAAGCAUAUGCAGACUUACUUGCGUGCCAUUUUGAAAAUAAAAUUUAUGUACAUAUACUGUGUUGUUAAUUGUUUCAUUUAAAAAUUAGAUAUAUAAUAUCAUCAUUUUAUAUUAUGAAUAUGCACACUUCAUAUCUUGAUGUUUUAAGAUGUUUUUAAAUUAUAUAUCUUUUAUUAAUGAAGAAAUGAAUACUAGCACUAUAAAUACAAUAUUUUAAGUCAUUAUUAUACGGAUCAUAAUCAGUUUGGUUAAAAUGUUUUUGAUUUUUAAUAAAUUACCAUUUUUUAUUAUUUUUAUUUUAAUCAGGCAUGGUAUACAAAGUAAUUAAUUGCUCUCCAUAUAAUCCUCUUUAAACUCUAUCUUCAGUUUAAAUAUUCAUAAAGUAGGCAUAAUUUAUCAGUCGGUGAUAUUUUUUUAGGACCAUUAUUAUUGGUUAAUUAAUCAAAGCAUUAGUAAUUAAAUCGGAAUAAAUAACGCCGGCCCGGGUCGACCGCAUCCGGUUUCCUUUUGGCCCGGGUUUGGAAAAAUCGCCGAUAAUUAAGAUAAAAGGCAUUUAAAUGGUCAAAUAAUGCAUUAAGUAUCAAAUUCAACUCUAUGUGAAUUGAAAAAAUGCUAGGUUUUCAGCAGCAGAUGCAUAUUAUACAGAAAAUAUGCAAUAAUGUGUGUUUUGGUCUCGCUACCCAUUUUACCAACCAGAUUUCAUACAAUCAUUGAAUUCCUUACCUAUAGGUAAUAUUAUGUGCUAAAAUUUGUGGCGAAGACUAAAUAUAUCAUUGAGAAUAUAUUCCGAAAGUUUCAAAAGAAACAAUGACAUAUCAACGAAGAAAACUAAAAAAUUCGGAUUACGAAGGUGAUCUGACCCGGCCCGGCCCGGUUUUUACUACCCAUUUUAUCAACUAUCCGUUCCGAUCGACUAUUAUUUACCGUUCUCGCAUCGUUCGAAAACAUGGCAGAUACCGCAGCUCCCGCGAAAAAGGUUUCCAAGCCCAAGGUGCCCGUAGCGCACCCAAAAUACAUCGACAUGAUCAAGGCUGCCCUCGGGUCACUGAAAGAGCGUGGUGGAUCUUCUCACAGAUUAAAGAACCUGAUGGCCAAUUAUAAAGUGGGCAAUGACGUCAACUCCAUCAAUGCCCACCUCAAAAUGGCCCUGAAGAAUGGAGUCAAAAAGGGUGCUUUGAAGCAAGCCAAGGGUAAAGGUGCCAGCGGUUCCUUCAAGCUUGGAGAUAAGCCCAAGGCUGAGCAGAAGCCUAAAGCCAAGAAAGUAGCCAAACCAAAGGCUGCUGCUGCUGCCAAGCCCAAGAAGGUGGCCGUAGAGAAAAAAGUGAAGAAGACGCCAAAGAAACCAGCCGCACCCAAGAAGGCCAAGACUCCCAAGAAGAAGGCGGCAGCCAAGGCCCCCAAGAAGGCCAAGAAGCCCGCCGCCAAAAAAUCCAAGACCCGCAAGAAAGCCGCCGCCAAGAAAUAAGCAGUCUUUGCAAUAUUCCUGCACAGAGUGUUUACUCACAAAAUAAAAGCCCUUUUUAGGGCUACCAACAUUUUUAGAAAAGAUGCCGUUCUUACACGUGUGAGAGAAAUGCGUUUCUACGUCAUUUAAGUGAAUACUGAUUCAAGCUGUUUUAACGUUUUCAUACUUUGAUUUACUUGUCCUGCAUGUCAUUCAGUUAAAAGAGGGGGGAGAGGAAACUAACCCACACUUUUACAAACAAUAUGACAUUUUUUUAUCUGAUUUAGUAGCUCUCCCUUCCUAAAGCUGUAGGGUAAGAAAUAAGAUGGAGACCGGUGAAUUAUGACAACAUAUAGUACAGUACCUGCAUCAUUGAGUCCUCAUUCGUUUGAGUAAAGCUAGCUGAAUUGAAACAUUCAUAUAUAUAUAUGCAUUUCUUAUACAUCCAAUAGCUUGAUUACUUUCAUUCGGUUUCUUGUCCGAUAAGAAAACAAAAAUUGAAAAUAUCAUCCGUGGACUUUUAUUUCAGUACUUGAUUUGUAUACAGUCUCGGUU
This is a messenger RNA of Ostrea edulis (European flat oyster), 2903 nucleotides long. RefSeq names its product histone H1-delta-like. Gene Ontology annotation, molecular function: double-stranded DNA binding; nucleosomal DNA binding; structural constituent of chromatin. Bases 1851 to 2369 code for a protein of 172 amino acids. NCBI's taxonomy places the organism in Eukaryota, Metazoa, Mollusca, Bivalvia, Ostreida, Ostreidae. The record is from RefSeq and is a predicted model, not a curated record. Gene Ontology annotation, cellular component: nucleus; nucleosome. Gene Ontology annotation, biological process: chromosome condensation; nucleosome assembly; negative regulation of DNA recombination. The transcript has 2 exons.